GCGGACCGUUCCGGACGCCGCACGGUCCCCCCCCCCCACAGUAUCCCACCCCCUCCCCCGACCCCCUCCCACCGGCGCCCGGCGCCCGCUGCGCCCCACAUGGCCUCCGCCCCGGAGGACCCUGUCUUGGAGCGUUAUUUUAAAGGCCACAAAGCUGCCAUCACCUCCGUGAGCUUCAGCCCCAACAGCAAACAACUUGCUACUGCAUCCUGGGAUACCUUUCUCAUGCUAUGGAAUUUGAAACCACAAGCUAGAGCUUACAGAUAUGUAGGUCACAAGGAUGUUGUAACCAGCGUGCAGUUUUCUCCACAAGGGAACUUACUGGCAUCUGCCUCACGAGACAGAACUAUUAGACUCUGGAUUCCUGAUAAGAAAGGGAAAUCUUCAGAAUUUAAAGCUCACACUGCUCCAGUUCGAAGUGUAGACUUUUCAUCUGAUGGCCAAUAUCUUGUUACAGCUUCUGAAGACAAAUCUAUCAAAGUAUGGAAUAUGCAUCGCCAACGCUUCUUAUAUUCCUUAUACCGACACACACACUGGGUACGCUGUGCCAAAUUUUCACCUGAUGGAAGACUUAUUGUAUCGUGUAGUGAGGACAAAACAAUUAAAAUAUGGGAUACUACAAAUAAGCAGUGUGUUAAUAACUUCUCAGAUUCUGUAGGAUUUGCAAAUUUUGUGGACUUCAACCCUAAUGGAACAUGUAUAGCUUCGGCAGGUUCUGAUCACACUGUGAAAAUCUGGGAUAUCCGAGUGAAUAAAUUACUCCAGCAUUACCAAGUUCACAACUGCGGAGUUAACUGUGUGUCAUUCCACCCUUCCGGUAACUACCUCAUCACCGCUUCUUCUGAUGGCACGCUUAAGAUUCUGGAUCUCUUGGAAGGAAGACUCAUAUAUACACUUCAAGGGCACACGGGACCUGUCUUUACCGUUUCAUUUUCCAAAGGUGGGGAGCUGUUUGCAUCAGGUGGCGCAGAUGCACAGGUCUUACUGUGGAAGACUAACUUUGAUGAGUUUCUUAGUAAAGAUUUUGCUAAAAGAAAUCUCAAAAGAUUGCAUUUUGAUUCACAACCACAUCUGCUCGACAUCUACCCAAGAACACCACAUCCCCAUGAGGGAAAAGUUGAGACCGUUGAAAUUAAUCCAAAGCUGGAUGUAAUCGAUUUGCAAAGUUCUUCUCCCCCUGUUGUGGACAUCCUUUCUUUUGAUUCUACCACAACAACAGACACCGUUGAUAGAACUCAGCCAGACAAGAAUGAAGAUAUCAGUGGGUAUUUCAUGAACCCAUCCUUGGUACAACCAGGAUGUUCACCAGCUGUGAGAAAGAAAACAGAAGAUGUGAGCGACCUGCUCUCUGAGAAUCAAAGAAGUGUACCACUUGCUGUGACCGAUGCACUAGAGCAUAUUAUGGAACAGCUCCACGUCUUGACACAGACUGUUUCAAUUUUGGAGCAGCGGCUGACUUUGACAGAGGAUAAGCUGAAAGACUGCCUUGAAAAUCAGCAAAAGAUUUUCAUUGCCAUCCGCCAGAAAAGUUGACUAGGGAAGUGUGAACAGAAGCAUGAGAAAUGAGCACGUGUAUGUACUCAGGAAGGUAGCCCCAGAUGCUCCACGCCAUACCCCAUGCGCCACUUCCCAUGACAUUUCUUCAGAGGGUGAGCAACAGAACAAAAGACAGAAAAGGCCUAUUUAAGGACCAAUUUAAACACACAAAUCAGUGUCAAGGACUAAUUUACAUCACUCCCAGCUAUGAUUGCAGUAAUAAAGUGGAAAAGCACUCAAGCAAUUCUGCAUUCCCACCCCCCACCCCCAUAUCAUUUUAUAUAAAUGUCAUUUUUCCAUUCAUACUCCAAAUCCUGUCAGGAAAGUAACCAAAUCUCUGGAUUUUACUGCUAAAGUAUUUGAGAUUGAUCAUGUUCAGGAAAUCCCUUAAAGUAAUUAAUUUGUUUCUUUAACAACACACUGUACAGUGAAAUGAUUCAAGUUUGAAACAGCAUUCAGAAGUGGAGAAUGAGCUAUUGAUCUGGCUCAUGUUUCUUUCAAACAACAAAAAAGGUAUUCUCUUAUUAAGGCCUUAAGAAGAUAAUGAAUAAAAAUACCAACAGUCUAGAACUUCCACAUCAAGAAUAUACCUGAUUAGCAACAGGAUAUAUGUAAGGUGAGGCACUGGGUUUUUAUUUGAUUUCUGGUGUGCAUUCUUUAUUUUUUGACUGACCCAAAGGGAAAUUGUGAGUUAAAAGCACUUGAAGCACAUGUGUAGUUCCUAUCACAGAUUAGUGGAAUGAUCUGGGUUGUACUGUACCUGCAGUCACAGUUCGCAGAGAUUAUGUUAGUUUGAUUUCAGCAUGCUAAAAAGCCAGAAUGAUAUAACAGAUCUGUUUAAAAAUAUGCACAUGUAUAUACACAUGCUUCAGAAAUGCCUUUGUUUAGGGUUUUUGGCAGCUGAAAAAAAUAAGUUGUUUUUUUUUAAUUUUUGAAAAGCGUCAUUUACAUCAUUGUCUUUCUGGGUUUUUAAUGAAUUGUGACUUGAAACAAAAUGAAAAUGAGCCAGACUUCCUAAAAGAUCGUGGUUACAGAUUAAGAAUUUUAUUUUAUCCUAAACAAAAUGGAGAAUAAAGUUUAAUUUUUUUAAAGCAGGCAAAUUAAUUACAGCUUGCUUUUCUAGAAGCCUAAAUCAAGAACAAAGGUGGGAGAUGGGAGAACACAUUUAUACUCUGUAUAGAUAAUGUGAGGACAAUACUAUCUAUGAUUUAAAAACUAAAAAGGUAAGGUCCUAUUUAUGUGAGAAUCUAUACUCCGAAAUUUUUUCAAAGCCAUUUCAAUUGCUGCCAUGAGUUAGUUUUAUUUUUUUUAACAUCUCCUUGUGUGUUGUAAGUGCCUUUUAUAUUGUGUUCUUCUAAACAUUCUCAAGAGCUUACAAAGACUACAUGGUAUUAUAUUUUUAUAACUUCAUUGAAAAGACUAAAUAAGAAAUGAAAUGU
Messenger RNA from Perognathus longimembris pacificus (Pacific pocket mouse), 2975 nucleotides. RefSeq names its product POC1 centriolar protein B (gene Poc1b). Lineage: Eukaryota; Metazoa; Chordata; Mammalia; Rodentia; Heteromyidae. Gene Ontology annotation, biological process: cilium assembly. The coding region runs from base 100 to 1533 and encodes 477 amino acids. Gene Ontology annotation, cellular component: centriole; ciliary basal body. The transcript has 12 exons. The record is from RefSeq and is a predicted model, not a curated record. Gene Ontology annotation, molecular function: protein binding.